AUGAUCUCGUCUGACCAACCAAGUUGCGUCACGCUGGAGACCAGUCAGGGGUCUAUAGUAAUUGAGCUUUAUUGGAAGCAUGCGCCACGGACGUGUAGAAACUUUGCCGAAUUGGCCAAACGUGAAUACUACAACGGGGUUCCUUUUCAUCGAGUUAUUCGAGAUUUCAUGAUCCAGGGGGGUGAUCCAACAGGCACUGGACGUGGUGGUGCUUCCAUAUACGGACGCUACUUUGAAGAUGAGAUCAGUCCAGAGUUGAAACACACAGGCGCUGGGAUAAUUUCAAUGGCCAACUCUGGUCCCAAUACGAAUGGAAGUCAAUUCUUUAUUACGCUAGCUCCAACGCAAUGGCUUGAUGGCAAGCACACAAUAUUUGGUCGGGUGAAGUCGGGAAUGCAGGUUGUCAAGAGGUUAGGGAUGAUCGAGACCGAUCCAAAUGACAGGCCUGUCGAGCCAAUCGUGAUCAACCGCGCCUAUCUCACCCCUGUUGCAUAA
Molecule: messenger RNA, 495 nt
Organism: Echinococcus granulosus
Lineage: Eukaryota; Metazoa; Platyhelminthes; Cestoda; Cyclophyllidea; Taeniidae
Product: Peptidyl-prolyl cis-trans isomerase-like protein
Exons: 3
Coding region: 1-495 (164 amino acids)
Biological process (GO): protein folding; protein peptidyl-prolyl isomerization
Cellular component (GO): catalytic step 2 spliceosome
Molecular function (GO): peptidyl-prolyl cis-trans isomerase activity
Source: RefSeq, a predicted model, not a curated record